GAGACUUCCUGAGAAAAAGAAACUGAAAGAAUACAUCAGCUCAGGGCACUGAUCGUCGACUGAAUGUUACUUUCACUAUGUCUUCAGAUGAGGAUUUCUCUCUGGUGACGGAAAUCCCGCAGCCGUCUGAGGACACCGUGCAGGAAAUCCAGGCUUUAAUCGCCAACUACAAGAAAAAAUAUGACCAGCUGGUUGAGGAGCAGAACGAUUUGACCAACACCAGAAACGACGUGCAGGACCUGACCAAGAAGUUCAGGGAGCGCUCCAACAAAGUGAGAGAGGAUCUGAAAAAUGACCAGCACUCCUACACAGAGCAGAUAAACAAUGAAAUGGCACAUCUGAAUUUGCUAAAACAGGAAGAGAUCGAACUCAUGCAGGAGAUCGAGAAGGUGAUGGCCACCCUGGUGCAGGAAGAGGCCCAAAACAACCACCUGAAACAGCAGACUGAUGUGUUCACUGCUGUGCCAGAGAAGAAGGUCGUCUUCACUGGGGAGACGGUAAAGGCAGCCAACUCACAAGCAUUUGAAAUGCACUCACGUAUAGUUUAUCCGAUGGAGGGGGGGAUGGCACUGGUCACGUUUGAGGAGGAAGUCGUGGCCAAGAAGAUCCUGGGCAUGAAGAAUCAUCGGGUGGAUCUGGGAGAGGAGGUCAGCAUCACCGUGGAGGCCAGGCCAGUCCAACUGAUGCAGCCCAGGCUGGUGGAGAUCGACUCUGAGGUUUGUCCUCAGUGCAUAUUAAUCUCCAACCUCCCCAAAAUGGACACGGAUACCAUGCUGAACAAGCUGGAGAUCCAUUUCUCAAAGGGCAAACACGGAGGCGGGGAGGUGGAAAUCUGCGAGAUGCUGCCUGACUCUGGGACGGUGGUCCUCAAGUUUGUGGAGAAAAACAUUGCCAAAGGUUUGACAGAUGCAGAGUUUCAUGACGUGAAACUACAGCAGAAGAUGCACAGAGUGAGAGUGACUCCUUUUCUGAAUGGAACAAUUACAAACUUAAAGACCAAGAUGUCAGUGUGUCCUCGGACGGUGCUUCUGGCAGGAAUCCCUCCCGUCAUGAACCAGGAGACCCUGCAGGACCUGCUGGAAAUCCACUUCCAGAAAAGCUGCAACGGUGGAGGAGAAAUCGAAGCGUUCCUCUACAACCCGCUGGGCCAGCACACAUCAGCGGUGUUCGAGAGCGUCUCCCCAAACAAAGAGAAGUAAGCUGCUGGUUUAUCUCUGCUGCUCCAGAAAACAUGUCAGGUUCAGGGUGAUGCCAUUAUCCAGAUGUGCAGACAGGACACACAGCUGCCCAAACAAUGUGUCUCAGUCUUUCGUUAAGUUUUUGUACCUCUUGGGAUGGAAGUCGACGUAUUACACAGCAAAGUUAUGAUCUUCUUCUUGUAUUCAUAGAUAUAUGUAUUCAUAGUUAUUUAAAAAUAUGUAUUAAUAGCAUUCUUAGAUAUUUACAAUUACGCAUAAAUCAAUGAGUAAUCUUUACCUGUAGCUUUGUGACUGAUAAAUCUGCAUCCAGUUUUAUGGCAUAAGAAUGUAAACAGCCUGCUGUAACAUGAUAUGUUCCCUUUGGCUCAGUGAAUUAAAGUGUAAUUCUCAA
Molecule: messenger RNA, 1590 nt
Organism: Toxotes jaculatrix (banded archerfish)
Lineage: Eukaryota; Metazoa; Chordata; Actinopteri; Toxotidae
Gene: ifi35
Product: interferon-induced protein 35
Exons: 10
Coding region: 78-1199 (373 amino acids)
Cellular component (GO): nucleus
Source: RefSeq, a predicted model, not a curated record